GCCGUCUAUGGCCGAAACGCACGCUGCUCCGAGCUAUGCAAGAUGGCGACGGAGUGUUUUCAGGGUUGAAUAGGUGCGGUUCCUUCGUCUCGAGCGAUCGUAGUCGCCAAACUCAGAUCGCGAUCCUGUUUCUCACGUCGCUGGUCGUGCCUGCGAGAAACAGCCCCUCGACGGUACCUCGAAGGUGCCCCCAAGUCGUCGAACUCGGGUGGAGAGGAAACACGAACCUCCUCCGUCGGUCCGUCGCACCUUCGAGAACGCGCUGUCAGCUGUCAGAUGUUUGCAUACGCGCGAUCGCGUGCGGCGCGUCGCGGACUCACGGACGGCACGUAAUAGCGGCUCGAUUCGCGCGGUAGCGGCGUCGAGUUUUAUGAGACACGUCCCGAGUCUGUGUCGAACAAGGUGAGAGGAAGAGUCCGGGACAGACAUGGAGAGCUUUGAGGCAUUGGGAUGGUAUCUGUCCGAGCACGGUUACGAUGUGGCAACCGAUUCGGGUAGCGUGAUGGACACGCAGAAGAUAAUAAAACGACUGCUGGAUCUUGACUUGAGAGAGAUUGGCAGCGGAAAUGGGGAUAUUAAUCAGGGCAACAUCGUGUUGCAAAUACAGAAGAUACGCAAUGUAUCCACGCCCAAAGGAAAUGAGGAGUCGAAAUCAGUCCCGCGGAUGUUAAAAUUAUCGUUGACAGAUGGAAAAAAUAAUUUUCAAGCCUUAGAAGUUGAACAUAUAUCGGCUUUAAGUUUAAACACACCACCUGGUACAAAGAUACUGAUAAAUUCAGGAACCCUACCUGUGUUUCAUGGACUCCUCUUGUUGAAACCAUCGCAUUUAGUUUACGUGCUCGGGGGAAAAGUUGCCAAUUUAGUGGAAAAAUGGGAAUUAAAUAAGAAAUUAGCUUCGCAUACCCGAGUAAGAUCUGCCGAAGAAGGUGGACCGCCACCGUGGAUACCAUUUGGUAAAAAAAUCAUAAAAGUGUCGGAGCAAGAUAAGAACUUCAAAGCACUGGCGGAAAAAGAGAAACCUAGCAAGGAGAACACUGAGUUUGAGACUCAGCGCAAGGAUGCGAUAGCCGAGGCUGCCAAGCAGGGCAGUAAGAAAGUAUUUGGCGGCGGGAAUAAACAGUUAUUGGAUCAUAGCGUACAGAAAAUCGUGGAUCGUGGAUUUACCGUAGAGCAGGCAGAAUACGCUUUGAGAGUCAAUAGAAAUAACGUGGACAGAGCUCUGAAAAGCCUGCAGAAGACCGACACUAGGCACAACGCCAAGGAGUCUCGAGAACCGCGAGAGCCACGUGGCAAGCGGGAGAAGAAGGCCGAGGAGAGUAAACCUAGCAGUGGAAAGAUAUCUCUGUUCGACUUUCUCGAGGAUAAGUUACCCGUGCAGCCCGAGACUGUCGAGACGACUAAUUUGUCGCAAAGCAAUUACAUGCACAAUAAUGAAAGUAAUCAGGAUCGUUUUGAGUCGUUGAGAGGUACUGAUGUACAAAGUGGAAGAGGUGGACGGAGGCAGCAAGGUGGUCGCGGGUACCAGCCACCUCCAAGAUAUUCGGAGGAGCACAGAAAUAGUAAGCGUACAAAUAAUAGCAAUCCCACCGCGUAUUCGCAAUACAACGGCGCCGGUCACGUGCCGCAGAACAAACCGCCGCGAUUUCAACGCAACCAGGAGCCUCAGUAUCAGUAUCAGAACGACGGCGGCAGAGAAGCGUAUCAGAAGCCCUCUCAGCCGCCGAACGAUUACAGAAACACGUUCGCUCAGUCGCGCACAAGUAACGUAGUGAACGCCGGUGACAGCGGUAACGAUAACUAUAACAGAGUCCAGGCUGAGUUACAGGGAAAGAAUCUCGGUAGUAACAGAAACUAUAAUCACCUCGAGCCCGAGGCGAGAAAUAGGCAUUCUUAUGAUGCUUCUUAUAAUAGGCAUAACCGGGCUCAGCAAAACGGAACCCCUAAAGUAUAUUCGUCUAAUGCAACUGAACAGAAUUUUAAGAGUCAACUUAGAUACCAGCCGAAUAGUAACGUUGGCAACAGGAUGCCCAUGAAUCCCAGCGUGCAGAGGAACGAGAGUAAUUACGGUGGCCACAACAUUAAUAGUACAUGGGUAUGGCAAGUAGGUGACAAGUGUAUGGCCAAGUAUUGGGAAGACAAUAGGUAUUACAAUGCCGAAGUCACUGGCGUUUCCGAGAGAACUUGCGUGGUGCAAUUCAAGGGAUUCGAAAAUUAUGAGGAAGUGCUCCAGGUGGAUUGCAUACCGAUAACAGACGACAUUCAGGAUCAUCUUUCGGAUAGACGGCAAGAUCAACGUCCCAACAAUCGACAGCCGCGUUACGAUCAGAGUCACAAUCACAUAAAUGGUAUGGAAUUUCGACGAGGUGGCAGCGGUGCCGUCGGCGGGAGUAAGGGAUACAAUAAGAAGCGUGGUCAGCAACGGAGCACGCUGCCAAUUUACCAGCCGCCGGCGCAGAGAGGCCACAAUUCUCUGCCAAUUAAUAAUCAAAAUAAUACUCAACAUAAUCCCUUUCUUUAAUGUAACUCUAGUCUCGCAUCUUUAGUAUAAAAAAAAAAAAAGAAAAGUUCAGUACUUGCUAAGUAUUGAGGCAGUUGCAUUCGCUACUGAGGAUUGAUCUAACAGGUUGCCACGCUAAUGGAGAGUUUAGAUACCGUUUACAAUUAACCGUUGAUAGAGGCGGGCGGAGUUGAGUGCCACAUUUUGAUUUCUAUUAGACGCUGAAUUUAAUAUAUGCGAUAACUUAAUACGAAGCGAGUUGGUUUUACACAAAGGGGAGGAAUUAUAGGAGGCUCUUACUGUAAAAUAUCGACUGUGUUCUCGAAAUAUUGUAUUAUUUGUAUUGUAGGGAAAAUUGAUUCUUACUACUGUGCGAAACAGGGCAAUGUCUGUACCUCGUCCACCUUAGCUGUAAUACAGUUGUAAUGAAAUUUCGCUCGUUUCGUUCUUCGAUACCCUCGAGAAAUCGUCAAGAAAGAGCAGUAUUUCGGCAAAAAGUAACGUAAGCUAAUUUUGACAUUAUUCUGAGUAUUAUUCAGAACGGAUUAAUUAAACUGAAAUAAUUUGUGAAUGUCAAGGGCUAAAUGCUUCCGAAAUUAAAUGUCUAAAAUAAAUUAUUAAAUAUCUAGAAUAAAUUACUGAU
Molecule: messenger RNA, 3140 nt
Organism: Wasmannia auropunctata (little fire ant)
Lineage: Eukaryota; Metazoa; Arthropoda; Insecta; Hymenoptera; Formicidae
Gene: Tdrd3
Product: tudor domain-containing protein 3
Exons: 11
Coding region: 428-2518 (696 amino acids)
Cellular component (GO): nucleus
Molecular function (GO): protein binding
Source: RefSeq, a predicted model, not a curated record